Messenger RNA from Ruditapes philippinarum (Manila clam), 2100 nucleotides. Its product is annotated as carbohydrate sulfotransferase 11-like. Gene Ontology annotation, cellular component: membrane. Lineage: Eukaryota; Metazoa; Mollusca; Bivalvia; Venerida; Veneridae. The coding region runs from base 226 to 1530 and encodes 434 amino acids. Gene Ontology annotation, biological process: carbohydrate biosynthetic process. Gene Ontology annotation, molecular function: sulfotransferase activity. The transcript is spliced from 3 exons. The record is from RefSeq and is a predicted model, not a curated record.
GUUGAUACCGGAUAUAUUUCUAGCUGAAGUGACACGUGUCAUUAACAAACAAUUAAUAAUAUUUAAAUCGUAUAUCGUCUGUUUAUCGCUUUGUUAGCAGAGAGCAACAAGUACUUUAUGUCUUGACUAAUCUUCAUCAUUUUUUUUUAAUAAAUAACGGUGUAGAGUUAAGGCAUAAUUAUGUAACUAUUAAUUUAAGCCGAGCAAUGAACCAUUAAAAUAAAUAUGAACAUAUUUUUAAGAUUUAAAGAAAGGAUGAGAAGAAGAUGUUUUAUUUUGUCACUAGGAUUAGCCCUGGUUGUACUAGUUUAUCUCAAUGUAAGGACAACUGAUGAGCUUUUUUGCAAGGAUAACUUUGGUGUCCACAGAGAAACACCGCAUAUAACAUACUCUGAUAAGAGCAUACAAUCGGGAAAUCCUAAUGAAAGGUUGUUUUCUGAGCGUAGACAAAAAAUCGAAGACAGAUGUGAUAACAUAUCUCAUAUAGGAAAGACCACAGAAUUUGCAAUUAAAAGUCAUCUUAUCAUCGACAAUAAACACAAGCUAGUUUACUGCUUCAUUGAAAAGAACGGCUGCACAUUUUGGAAGAGAGUGUUUCAAAUAUUGAAUGGCUUUAAAAAUGUUUCGGAUCCGUUUGAUACACAAGCUAUGGAUGCAUAUGGUGGUUACCAAACUGCUGAAAACAUGCCUUUUGAUACAAUUCACAAAGCUCUUACUUCUUCAACAAAGUUUAUGUUUGUCCGGGAUCCUUACGAGCGUCUUUUGUCAGGAUACGUGGACAAACUGUUUUUACCUUACGCGCCAUAUUGGUUUGACUUAGGAAGGUUCAUAGUCGACAAAUUCAGACAAAACAGCACGUCUGGAGCAUUAUCCUGUGGCGAUGACGUCACAUUUGAAGAAUUCAUCCGAUAUUAUAUAUACUCUUUGAAAACCGGCAUCAGAUCAGAUGUUCACUUUUCUUCAAAUUACGAAUUCUGUAGACCAUGUGAAAUUAAAUACGACUAUGUUGCCAGAAUGGAAAAUUUCAAAGACGAAACUUUGUUUUUAUUGGAAAAGCUGAAUCUGUCAGAAACAAUAAAAAUUAAGGAUUUUGACUCAGAAACGGAGCGUGAUUCCAUCAUAAACGCCGUCAAUUGGGGUUUUUAUGUUGAUAAGAAUGUUGAUAACUGCACAACAAAAGAUAAAGUCCUAUACAAGACAUACAAGAAGAUGCAAAUAAGGGGAAUCAUCAGCAAGGAUAUACCAUACCCGUUUUCAAAUGUAUCGACAAUUGAAAUUGAUGAGUAUACGAAAGCCUUGCUAAAAGCUAACGCCGACUCCGGACCACGAGAGAAACGCAAAUUAAAUAGAAAAGAAGCAUUUUUAGAAGCGUAUAAUUCUCUUCCACAAGAUUUAUUUCAAGAAUUACAAAACAUACUAAGUGUUGAUGCAGCAUUAUUCGGAUAUGAAUCAAAUCCUAAAAUAUUUAUCUAUAAAUCGAAACCCAUAAAUUAUCAGUAUUUUAACACAAACAGGAGACAGCUAAAUUAAAUUGAAAAAUGAAUUCUAUGUAUACAAGAAACUUAACACAAUAGGACAAUAUACAUGUACAUAAUAGUAUGGAUUUUAGAACAAACAAGUGAUGGUGAUAGUGGAAGGGGGACAAUGAAUUUGUAUACAAACUGUGAAUUUAUAUUUAAUUGCUGCUUUCUUUAUUUUCAUGCUUAAACAAAUGUGGAAUUUAGAGCUCAAUUUAAAUAAAAUUAUCUUUUAGGAACAUGAAAUAAAUUAUUUGAACACAUAUCCGUGCCGAUUUUGUGACUCCGUAAAUAUGGUAUUGCACGACCGAGCAUAUAUUUUGAAAUGUUGUCAUUUGCGUAAUACAAACAAAGUGCAAAGACGCGCUAAAUGUUAGCGUUGUCAAUGUAAAAAUGAUUCUAUAUAAAACAGUUUUUAUUUUGUGCAUGUGAUAAAUAAAAUGUUAUAUUCGGCAGGUUGAUAACUGAGUUUAUUUCUUUAGAACUCGCAUAUAAUUCUAUUCAACUUGUUCAAUACAUUCAGUAUUGAACCCACACUCAUAUAUUCAACAAAAUAAAUAGAAAUUAUAUAGAUAAAAAGAAA